AAAUGUAGAUCGUAUGUUUCGUCAUUUGAUUAAAGCGUUUGAAGACUUUGCAGCGCGCUGACACCAAUCGGCCACCGUAGCUUAGCAACCGAAUCAUAACAAUUCUUUUCCGUUUAGAGUUUUCAUUUGAACAUUUAAAGCAGCUCAGACUUGCAGUUUAUCAGCAAGAGAGAAGACGCGAAAGAUGUCCAUCGUGAAAACCGCCGUGAAUCUCCAGAGGAUUGACUGGCUGCUGCCGAAAGGUGCAGUCAGUGUGCGGAUCGCCCCGGAAUACAUCCCCGGUCCAGUUGGCCGAGGACAAACCAGUUCCAGUGAUGCUGGCCGUCGGAAGAAGUGCCGCACCAGGCCGCCGGCAGCCAGCUCCCUGACCACGUCUGCCUCUCCUGGAUCUGCUGCCAUCCCGGUGGCAACCAGCAGGGGUCAGCAGGGCACAGGCCGCCGUAGAAAUACGGCGGGAGGCCGGUCAGGGCGAAGAAGGAGGUAUGACCAACAGAAGGGGUUAGAGCCUAAGCCCAGCUCACCAACCUUCUCCUCCUCUUCAUUUUUAUUUCCGUCUUCAGCCCCCUCCCCUUUUGUUUCAUCCCCAUUUCUUUUUAUGGGCUCCUCUGUUUUAUCCCCACACUUAGUCACACCUGUAAGCCCAGCUCCACAUCCAUUUUCAGCUCCAGGCCUGGUUCAUCUGACCCCUCUGCUUCAGGCUCCAGCACAGGCUGUAGCCGCCUCAUCUCACCUGGAAAAAUUCUAUUGGUUGUAUAACUAUUAUGUAACAAAGUACUCUAAAAUGACCUAUGACGCCAAGUGCUUUACUGAGUACUGGUGUCAGGAGUUUUGGAACAGACAUUUAAAUGAAAUUAACUUAGCGAAACAGGGGAAGAAUGAGGAUAAUGAGGGUACUCAUUCAACCAAGAGGCGUAGGAUUGAUGAAGAUGAGUUCAUCUUUCCUAUUGAUGCACUGGAGCAGCUAAGUACCAUGCCCAGGGCUCAGGAGAUGGGUGUGGAAAUGGGCUAUCAGUCAGAUGCACAUAGCUACAUUUCCCUGUAGAUUCAGCACAUAAUUACACGAGAGUUGUCAUACAUACUUAGGAUAAGAUAAAAUACCAUGUAGUUCUAUAGCAUAAGGUACCAUAGGAUAAGAUUAAGAUAGGAUAAGGUUAAGAUUGUAUAUAAUAAGAUAGGACAAGUUAAGAUAGUCUUAACUUGUAUGCCAUUUUAUGUUUUACAAAGACAUGAUAAAUUACCAUAAGUUUAGGAUAAGAUUAUAUAAGAUAACAUAGUAUAAGAAUAAGAUAGGAUUGCAUAGCAUAAGAUAAGAAAGAUAGGAUAAGAUAACAUAGAAUAAAAUUAAGAUAGGAUAGGUUACGGUAAGCUUAAGAUUGUAUAACAUAGGAUUAGAUUAAUUAUAAAUAAAGCAGU
This is a messenger RNA of Brienomyrus brachyistius, 1413 nucleotides long. RefSeq lists its product as uncharacterized. Bases 185 to 1042 code for a protein of 285 amino acids. The record is from RefSeq and is a predicted model, not a curated record. The transcript has 2 exons. Lineage: Eukaryota; Metazoa; Chordata; Actinopteri; Osteoglossiformes; Mormyridae.